Messenger RNA from Henningerozyma blattae CBS 6284, 2325 nucleotides. RefSeq names its product serine/threonine protein kinase YPK1 (gene YPK1). The record is from RefSeq and is a predicted model, not a curated record. The coding region runs from base 1 to 2325 and encodes 774 amino acids. Gene Ontology annotation, biological process: protein phosphorylation. The transcript has a single exon. Gene Ontology annotation, molecular function: protein serine/threonine kinase activity; ATP binding. Lineage: Eukaryota; Fungi; Ascomycota; Saccharomycetes; Saccharomycetales; Saccharomycetaceae.
AUGUAUUCAUGGAAACUUUCUUCGAAAUUCAAAUUUGGUAAGAAUAAAGAUAAAUCUUCCAGAGAUUCCUCUGAGUUGAGUCCUUCUCAAAACCAUAGUAGUAGUGCUAGUAAUUCGACGAAUAAUUCAAACAGCAAUAGCGUUUCCAACUCUCCUCAUAUAAACUCCCAUCAUCAAAAGACUAAUAGCAACGGAGGCAACUUCAAUUUCCACAACGAUAUGACAAACAGUAAUUCACAAAUGAAUAUGAAUAGUGGAGAUGAAGAUGAUAUCGAUAGAAAGGAAACCAUUGUUCAAGGAACAAUGGCUCCUGUUCGUCAUUCUCAAGACGCUUCAUCAUCCUCUACUGCUAGUGUAAGUGUUAGAAAUAGUACUCAUAGUGGUUUAAGUAGUAGUAAUACAAAUGUCACAAGUACUGCUAACACCACUGUUAAUGGGGGUAACAAUAAUAUAUCUACUGCCAAUGGUAACAUGAACAAUGAUUAUAAUGGUAAACCAUCUUCCAAUGAUAUAAAUAUCGAAGAACAAAAACAAUUGUUGAAGCAACAACAACAAAAGCAAGCAUCAAAUGAAAAUUCUCAAUUGAAUAACAGUCAUCCAAGUGGAUUCAAUAAUAAUACUGCAAGUUCAGGGAUGAUGACCAUUAAAGUGUAUGGUGGGUCUGGGUUUGUUUUACCUUUCCCUAUUACUUCAAAUCAGCAAAUCUUAUCCAAAUUGUUAGGUUCAGGUGUUUCUUCUCAACAUACGAGUAUGUCUAAAGAAGUAGAUGAUUUAAUAUCACAAAUAAAUCAUUUGAAUUUAACAUCAGAUUCAAAUAAUUCAGAUGAAAUAUUAAUUGAAGGUGACAUUUGUCCAAAAUAUAUCCCUUCGACAAUAAUGCUACCUGGUUCUGAAACUUUGAAUCCUUUGUUAUAUUUCACAAUAGAAUUCGAUAAUACUGUAGCCACUAUCGAACCAGAAUAUGGUACAAUGACUCAGCCAACUUUCAAUAAAAUUUCCACUUUUGAUGUCACUAGAAAAUUACCAUUUUUGAAAAUAGAUGUAUUCGCAAGAAUCCCAUCUAUUUUAUUACCUUCCAAAACUUGGCAAAUUGAAAUGUGUAAACAAAAUGAAAAUUUAAAAGAAUUAUUGGAAAAAGUUAAUUCAAAUCAAGAUAUUCAUUUGGAUUCUUGUUUAUUACCAAUAAAUUUAAAAAUAGAUUCUGCAGCCAACAUUAGAUUAUAUAAUCAUCAUUGGAUUACUCUAGAAAAAGGUUUAGGUAAGAUUAAUAUCUCUAUUGAUUAUAAACCAUCUAAAAAUAAACCUUUAUCCAUUGAAGAUUUUGAUUUAUUAAAAGUUAUCGGUAAAGGUUCAUUCGGUAAAGUCAUGCAGGUUCGUAAAAAGGACACUCAAAAAAUUUAUGCUUUAAAAGCUAUUAGAAAGGCUUAUAUCGUUUCCAAAUCAGAAGUCACUCAUACUCUGGCAGAAAGAACUGUAUUGGCAAGAGUAGAUUGUCCUUUCAUUGUCCCUCUAAAAUUCUCUUUCCAAUCUCCCGAAAAAUUAUACUUAGUCCUGGCUUGUAUUAAUGGUGGUGAAUUGUUUUAUCAUUUACAAAGAGAAGGUAGAUUUGAUUUAUCAAGAGCAAGAUUCUAUACUGCAGAAUUAUUAUGUGCAUUAGAAACUCUACAUAAAUUAGAUGUCAUUUACCGUGAUUUAAAACCUGAAAAUAUUCUAUUAGAUUAUCAAGGUCAUAUUGCCCUAUGUGAUUUCGGUCUUUGUAAAUUAAAUAUGAAGGAUAAAGACAAAACUGAUACUUUCUGUGGUACGCCAGAAUAUUUGGCCCCUGAAUUAUUAUUAGGUCAAGGCUAUUCAAAAGUAGUUGAUUGGUGGACUUUGGGGGUUCUUCUUUAUGAAAUGUUGACUGGGUUACCUCCUUAUUAUGACGAAGAUAUACCAAAGAUGUAUAAGAAGAUUUUGCAAGAACCAUUACGUUUCCCAGAUGGGUUUGAUAGAGAUGCUAAGGAUCUAUUAAUUGGCUUAUUAAGUCGUGAUCCAAAGAGAAGAUUAGGCUACAAUGGUGCUUCAGAAAUUAAAAGCCAUCCAUUUUUCAGCCAAUUGUCCUGGAAGAGAUUAAUGAUGAAAGGCUAUAUUCCACCUUACAAACCUCCUGUCAGUAGUGCUGCUGAUACAUCGAACUUUGAUCAAGAAUUUACAAGGGAGAAACCAAUCGAUAGUGUUGUCGAUGAAUACUUGAGUGAAAGUGUUCAAAAACAAUUCGGUGGUUGGACUUACGUUGGUAAUGAACAAUUAGGCAGCUCAAUGGUUCAAGGCAGAAGUAUUAGGUAG